Aspergillus pseudoviridinutans is the source of this 3483-nucleotide messenger RNA. RefSeq lists its product as uncharacterized. Gene Ontology annotation, molecular function: medium-chain fatty acid-CoA ligase activity. Bases 1 to 3483 code for a protein of 1160 amino acids. The record is from RefSeq and is a predicted model, not a curated record. Lineage: Eukaryota; Fungi; Ascomycota; Eurotiomycetes; Eurotiales; Aspergillaceae. The transcript is spliced from 3 exons. Gene Ontology annotation, biological process: fatty acid metabolic process.
AUGGGCGACCAACGUGGCACUGGUGACUCCCAGACCGUCACUCAAAGACUGAACAGAGUUGUCGAGCAACAUCCUGACAGUCUGGCCGUUAUUUGUACGCACCAACCCGCGAACCUCUACGGCUUCUGCAGUACAGAGUUGGACGAAAGGAAGUACCGUCAAAAGCCAUAUUUGCGAUGGACCUUUAACACUCUCAGUAACGCCAAAAAAUGCUUAGCAGCCGGUCUGCAAGCUAAGGGUGUCAAGCAGGGCACACCUAUUUUCGUAUUCUGCCAAAACCAAGUGGAGUUCAUCCUGUCUACAUUAGCAGCUUAUCAUCUGGGGUUGAUCCAUGUUCCAAUGAAAUCAGAGACACUGGGCAAUCUAGAAGAAGCACAGCACAUAGUGAACGCAGUCAUUGAUCACGAGCAGCCAAAACAAGUGGUCAUUCUUACAGAUAAUGAGAGUGCAGCUAAAAAAGUCGAUCAACUAAAGCUGCCGCUCCCUGCUCUMAAGAUUUUGGUUGAAGGGCAUGGCGCUAAUCAUGGAGGAUGGAUACCUUUCGCUUCUCUGUUUGAAGGCCAGAAGCCUACCGUUUCUGAACCGUGCGAUCAAAAGCAGUCUUUCAAGGAGUGUUCUGUUUUCUUCACAAGCGGUUCCACAGGCCUGCCAAAAGGCUGCUUCAUACAGAUAGCACGAUGGUUUGAGGUUCUCGAGCCUUCCUUAGGACUAGGAUCAGCCUCAUCAGGGGACGUCCUCGCGGUUACGGUUCCGAGCACCCACGCAUUUGGUUAUAUAUGCACUACAGUAUGUCUGCUUCGUGGGGCCUGUGUUUUGUUUCCUGGCCCAAAGUUUUCGCCCCAGGAGACCAUUGAAGCUAUGCACCAAGAGAAAUGCACUAUGGCGGCGAUGGUUUCGACUAUGGUGUACAGCUUGGCCGAAAUUUACAAUGCCUCUAAGCAGCAGAUGCCGUUGAAUCUCAAGAAAGUGACGUUUGCUGGGAUGGCCACUACUCCUGAUAUUCUCAAGAUCUGCAGAGACACCUUUGGUGUCUCCGCGGUUGAGAACUUCUUUGGUAUGACUGAGGGAGUAUUCACGACUACGGGGUUUGUGCAGGACCUGGACACUAUAAUAAAGGGAAACGAUGUAUCCAUUGGAAGGCCUGUGGCCAAGUCAGACGUUCGCAUCUGUGCCCCAGAUGACAAUCGUCAGCUACCAACGGGGUCUUAUGGUGAACUGCAUUGCUCAGGCUACUCAACAAUCCAACAGUACAUAGGCCGUAGGAGUGAUGAUUUCUACGAGGCCGACGGCAAGAUUUGGUUCAAAACAGGCGAUCGGGGUUUCAUUGAUCAUGACUCACAACUAUACAUUGCUGGUCGUUAUAAAGAUAUGAUUGUGCGCGGAGGACAGAAUAUUUCUCCUUCCAGGAUCGAAGCGGUUCUCACUCAGCACCCAGAGUUCCGUGAUCUGGAACCCCAAAUUGUGGCGGCAAGCGACCCGACUGCUGGAGAGAUUCCCUUCGUGGUCACAAAUAGGGAAAUUGACAAUGAACUAGUAAAACAGCUACAGGAUACAGUUCGCACUUCCUUAGGUGUUACGUAUGUCCCAAGUGGCAUCGUCUCUCUACAAGCGCUAGGUCUGGAUGAUUAUCCGAGAACAGCGGUGGGAAAGAUCAAGAAGACGAAGCUAACAGAAAGCGUGCGCGAGUAUCAACAACAAUCUCAGACACCGGUCGAUACUGAAAAUCCCGAUUCGUCAUCGCAGCUCGUACAAGCGGCUAAAGCUACUUGGGCACGUGUGCUAGGAUUUCAGGACGCUGACUUCGACGUGAACACUCCGGUAGCCCAGCUUGCCGAUAGUAUCACUAAUCUCACAGCUCGUGAUCGGAUCCAAAAGACAACGGGCAAGAAUGUUCCCCUUGAAGAAUGGAUCGCAGCGACAACAUUUCAGGAUCAAAUCACCCUGCUCGAGAGGAGUGAGACUGAAAAGGGACCCUCGGAAAGAUCUCCAAGCGAAAAACGUACGGGGCCGCCUAGAUUGGAAGAUAUGGUUCAUUUAGAUGGUGACAAGGACGAGCUAAAGGCAACCAAGACCGCGGUUGAAAAAACAAUCGCGAAAAACGGUCUCUCAUGGGACGAUAUCGAAGACGUGUUCCCUUGCACGGACUUCAUGCAGAUGAUAUGCAGAUCUCGAAUAAUCAAUACUUGGAACAUCCGCACGUCAAUUGUGUCCCAAGGCGCCAGUAUUCAGGGUAUGAGGGCAGCUCUAGAGGCCGCCAUAGCCAAUAAUCCUCUGAUGCGGGCAUUUUUGGUCGAUGAUCCUGCUACUUUAGGCUCAACACUUAGUCUGUAUGUGACUAUACGCCAGAAUCAGAAGUUUCUUGACCAGUGCAUUUUGGACUAUGGCACUGUGAAUACUUUGAAAGACCUUGAAAGGAUCACAAUGGAUUAUCCUUUCAAGGACCAUGCAAUGCUUCCUGGACCACUUUUCCGCGCUCUGGUCGUAUUUGUGCAGGAAGUAAAUUCGGCCGCCGUCAUUACCAAUAUCUCCCAUGGCAUUUUAGACAUCGUCUACUUACGGCUGUUUAAUGAAGAUAUUGACUGUGCCCUCGGGGAACAGUCUUUGCGACCGCAUAUACCAUUCAAAGCUUGGGCAGACAACUUCUACAUACACAGGACAUCGACGGCGGCACAAUCCGCGGUCAACUUCCAUGCAGAGUAUCUUCGCGACCUCAAAGAACAUCAUCAUGUACUCUGGCCCCAUCCGACAUAUCAUCUGACGGUUUCAUCAGAGCGUGCCAACAAGGACGGUCACCUUAUUACAUUUUCAGCUCCAUCAUUUGCCGGCCUCCGAAGGAGGUAUCCGAAGCUCACGCCACCGAUAAUACUAAAAGCAGCUCUUGCACUACUUGUCAUAUCCCGAACAAACCACACCCACGCGGUAUUUCUGAACCUUGAAGCCGCUCGGGAGGGAUUCCCCUUCUCACCCGACUCACAGGGAUCCUUUGAGGCUGCUGACGUCGCAGGUCCGACAUUUGGCGGGGUAGUGAAUCUCAUUGCUUAUAACCCCAAAGAGCCUGUGCUAGACUAUAUGAUGCGAGUUCAGCAUGCCCAAUCACAGUUGACGGAGCAUUCCAGUGUUCCGUGGUAUGAAGUUUUUAAGCGGUUAGACUUGCCAGCCGCUGCCACGAUGUCCGAGAUUGCGGAGUCGUUGAUCUUCAAUUGGGUAUCCGAACUUGGCCCGCUAAUGCGAGGGCGCAAUCCUUUCGAACGAAUGACACUCAAACAGACGCAUAUUCGGACAAAGUUGGGGAUGCUUGUAAAUGCAGGAGCAGGCGGACCUGAUGGAAGUCAGAUCAUAAUACAGUUGCAUGGGGCGUUAGCAAAUAUGUCGUCCAUGUGGGUUGAGAAUGCAGCAGAAGAGUUGAAGAAUAUCGCUCAAUGGCUGGCAGAUGAGCGGUCAUGGUCGCUUCCGGUGGCAGAAUUUACUCGUCACUUGCAUUGA